GCGCCGCCAGUCUGAAGCAGGUGUUCAACAUGGCGAUCUCGGGACUUGGAUCUCAUUCUAUUUCACUCUUUUUCUACGUGGUUUUCGCAACGUUGCUGCAUAAAGCGCAGGGUCAGAACCUGGUGACGAAUAACGUCUCGGUGGUCGAGGGUGAGACGGCCAUCAUCAGCUGCCGAGUGAAAAACAACGACGACUCCGUCAUCCAACUGCUCAACCCCAACCGACAGACCAUCUACUUCAGAGACGUUAGACCCUUGAAGGACAGUCGGUUUCAGCUGGUUAACUUCUCAGACAACGAGCUGCUGGUGUCGUUGUCCAACGUGUCACUCUCGGACGAGGGCCGGUACGUGUGCCAGCUCUACACGGAUCCCCCGCAAGAAGCCUAUGCAGACAUCACUGUGCUGGACCGGGAUGGAGAGAGCUCGCUUGUUAUGACUGACAUGUCACUCUUGCGGCCGUUCCCAGGUGAGGCGACUAUCGAGGAGUUAUACGACAGGAUGUUCACUGUCACCAGCCGGCUCAGGCUCACCGUCUCCAAGGAGGACGAUGGAGUGGCCGUCAUCUGCAUCAUUGACCACCCAGCCGUGAAGGACUUCCAGGCCCAGAAAUACCUGGAAGUGCAGUAUAAACCAGAAGUGCAGAUUGUAGUGGAAUUCCCAGAGGGUUUGACCAGAGAAGGGGAAAAUCUCGAGCUGACAUGCAAAGCUAAAGGAAAACCGCAGCCUCAUCAAAUUAACUGGCUCAAAGUGGAUGAUGAUUUCCCCUCCCACGCCGUGAUUACUGGCACUGAUCUCUUCAUCGAAAACCUUAACAAGUCCUUCAACGGAACGUACCGCUGUGUGGCAUCUAACUUAGUGGGAGAAGCCUAUGAUGAUUACAUCCUUUAUGUAUAUGAUUCAAGAGCAGAUGGAGCGCCACAGAAAAUUGAUCACGCCGUCAUCGGCGGCAUUGUCGCUGUGUUUGUGUUCGCCAUGCUUUGUCUCCUGAUUGUUCUCGGACGAUAUUUUGCAAGACACAAAGGUACCUACUUUACUCACGAAGCCAAAGGAGCAGACGACGCCGCGGACGCCGACACUGCCAUCAUCAACGCAGAGGGUGGACACAACAAUUCGGAUGACAAGAAGGAGUACUACAUUUAACUGACUAGACCUGUUUGCUUCCUGUGCUGAACAGCAAACUGUGGACUGCUGGGUUGGGAGGUAGGAGUUGUGGGAUUCAAUCAGGCUGGAUUCACACCUGUGCAGCUGAAGAGACGGUGAGGAGAAGGUGCUGCCAUCGAGACGGACGGGGUGUGGGAUGGCAGAGCACGAGGAGAGCUCAAUUUAGACCGCUUCACCAUCCAACACCUC
Molecule: messenger RNA, 1349 nt
Organism: Sinocyclocheilus grahami
Lineage: Eukaryota; Metazoa; Chordata; Actinopteri; Cypriniformes; Cyprinidae
Product: cell adhesion molecule 1-like
Exons: 8
Coding region: 30-1139 (369 amino acids)
Biological process (GO): detection of stimulus; cell recognition; homophilic cell-cell adhesion
Cellular component (GO): neuron projection; plasma membrane; synapse
Molecular function (GO): signaling receptor binding
Source: RefSeq, a predicted model, not a curated record